Molecule: messenger RNA, 282 nt
Organism: Adineta ricciae
Lineage: Eukaryota; Metazoa; Rotifera; Eurotatoria; Adinetida; Adinetidae
Source: the annotation of a GenBank genome assembly
AUGUCAUUGGUUUCAACACCAACAAUGAUUAUCGGAGUGAGAACUGGAUCAAUCCAGCGUCAACGAAGAAUCGUAGUAGCCAUUGCUUUCAUCUGUGUGAUAGGUAUUGUUAUCACACUAAGUGUCGUUCUCAGUCGUCGUUCUUCAAUAAAAUAUUUGGCAAAUUCAACAUUGACAAAUGGUAAGCAUUUGACACAGUUUACUUCCACGGAAACCAUUGUUUUUGGAAGCAUGAGUUUGCUUUUUGGCAUCUGUCGAUCUUGCCGAGCUUUCCUUUAUUAA